This is a messenger RNA of Trichophyton rubrum CBS 118892, 2001 nucleotides long. Its product is annotated as tRNA-dihydrouridine synthase 3. Gene Ontology annotation, biological process: tRNA processing. Gene Ontology annotation, molecular function: tRNA dihydrouridine synthase activity; flavin adenine dinucleotide binding; RNA binding. Bases 1 to 2001 code for a protein of 666 amino acids. Lineage: Eukaryota; Fungi; Ascomycota; Eurotiomycetes; Onygenales; Arthrodermataceae. The transcript has a single exon. The record is from RefSeq and is a predicted model, not a curated record.
AUGAAAGCAGUGCUAACCGGAAUCAUUCGUAGAUACAUUAUAACAUUCCCUAAAGACGGAUCCGAUGCGCCAGCUAAUAAUAAUUCAGGGCGAGAUGACGACGCUGCUGAGGCAGCUGGGUACAACGACCGAGACGGCGAGGGCAAACAGGGCAAGAAACGCCGCGAAAAGCAAAAGGGCAAAAAUACAAACCGUCGCUUUCAGAGAUCGCAUGAUGAGAAGGGUCUAUGCGGAACCAUUACACAUAACCCAGAAUUCUCGCCAAAACCGUGCCAGUAUGGUGAUAAUUGCAAGUUCGAGCACAAUCUACGCAAGUAUCUGAAGGAGCACAAAAAGGCGGAUCUAACAACUUUUGGCGGAAUUUGUCCUGUCUGGGAUGCCUUCGGUGUAUGCUCUGCAGGCUGGAGGUGUCGGUUUGUUGGGUCGCAUAUGGCUGAGCGAGAACACGAGGACGGAAGGAAAGAGCUGAUUUUAGUUGAAGAUGAAGAGAAGAAAAAGAAGGCCCUAUCAUCUUCAGCGACUACCUCCUCGAUUAAUGCCACAGAAUUGGGAGUUGUGAACCUGGUAUCAACGGAGAAUAAACAGUUGAUGACAAGGAAGAAGUACCUGACACCUAAGGCGGAUGCGUUCAAUGAUUGGAUCACGGUGACGUCUAAGGAGCUGGAAGAGCGAUUUCACGGGCGAAACUUCGAAGAGGAGGAAGCUGACGGUAAAGAAACAAACGGUAAGGAAGAGACAAACGGCAAUGGCGAGACCAAGGCAAAAGAGAGCUCUGAAGAGAAUAGAGCUCGAUAUACAGAACCGCCUUUUCUACCGUCAGAAAAGAGAAGACUUUACUUUGGACCCGAGACGCCUGUCCUUGCACCAUUGACGACCCAGGGAAACCUGCCAUUUAGGAGGCUGUGUGUUGAGCUAGGCGCCCAGUUUACAUACUCUGAAAUGGCCAUGAGCCUGCCGUUGAUGCAAGGCACCAAGGGAGAAUGGGCGUUGAUGAAGGCCCAUGAAUCUGAGAUUUUACCCCCAACAAUAUCACCCAAGCAACCCGUCGUUAAGGGAUACGAUCACUCUCGCGAUCUCAAAUUUGGAGCCCAGAUUGCAGGAAACAGGCCAUGGCAAGCAUUGAAAGCUACGGAGAUCCUCACCGCUCUCUGUCCGCAUCUCCGUGUCGUUGAUCUCAACUGUGGUUGUCCAAUAGAUCUCGUUUACCGUGAUGGAGCCGGCUCUGCACUUCUGGAACAUCCGUCUAAGCUGGAGAAGAUCCUCCGUGGUAUGAAUGCAGUUUCAGGGGAAGUCCCCAUCUCUGCCAAAAUCCGCAUGGGCACAAAGGACAACUAUCCCACUGCGCUCAAGCUAGCGGAGCGUCUGGUUAUCGGUGGUUACGAGUCCAACGAACUUGGACAAGGGCCAGCGGGUAUCGGCGCACUCACUCUGCAUGGAAGAAGCCGUCAGCAGCGGUACACGCGUGAAGCCGACUGGGAGUAUAUAUCCGAAUGCUCAGCGUUGGUCAAACGACUUAAUACAAAGAGAGAUGAGGUCUCUGAUACCGUCCGGGAGCCAGAUGAAAGACUUCUACCGCCAGGAGGGAAAGUAUACUUUAUUGGAAACGGAGACUGCUACUCACAUGCAGAUUACAACACUGCCAUUGACAAGUCUGGCGUUGACAGUGUAAUGGUAGCACGAGGUGCGCUAAUCAAGCCUUGGAUCUUUGAAGAAAUUCAAGCCGGUCAAUACUUGGACAAAUCGUCCUCUGAGCGACUAGCGUAUAUUGAGCGCUCCGUGAAGCACGGCCUUGAGGCAUGGGGAUCUGACGAGCACGGAAUCGGAACCACAAGACGAUUCUUGCUGGAAUGGCUGAGCUUUACUUGCAGAUAUGUUCCAGUCGGUAUCCUGGAAUACCUUCCGCCCAAGAUCAAUGACCGGCCCCCUGCAUGGAGAGGCCGUGAUGAUCUGGAGACACUGCUCUCAAGCGACAACUAUCUUGACUGGAUCAAAAUUUCGUAA